AUGAACCAUGAUCCGUCUAAUACAACUUCAGAAAAGCGACAUCAUAUUCGUCGAAGGUCAUAUUACCCUUCAACAAUACGCAUUAUAUUAGGUCAUUUUGCAUCCCUUAGUAUCUUUCUAAUUCGACAACUUUUUCGGUCUAAUAAUCUACCUUUUCUUUUGACAUUUCUUUGGCACACAUAUUAUGCACGAAGGUUGUUGCGUCUACCGAGAACCUACUUAGAAAGGUAUUUUGCUCAGGGAAGACGAGAUCCACCACCAGUAGUUGCUAUUGACGUGCUUAAAAGACUGGGGGGAAUCAAUUUUUCUUUGGGACUAUUGUCAUUGUUGGCUCUUAUAAGAUUUCGAGAUAUGACAACACAAAAAGUGACAUUGUUAGUAUUAUCCGUGGCUAAUGGAACACAGGCUUGGAAUGAUGUGAUUAAUUGGAGAAGUGGACGAUGGAAUUGGAAUAAUUUAACUGAAAUUGGUGGAAGUGACGGGAUAAUUGCUUUAAUGAAUAUUAUAGCUUACGGUAUUUCUGUUAUAAGGAGCGGAUCUUUAUUAUAA
This is a messenger RNA of Dentiscutata erythropus, 549 nucleotides long. The record is from the annotation of a GenBank genome assembly. NCBI's taxonomy places the organism in Eukaryota, Fungi, Glomeromycota, Glomeromycetes, Diversisporales, Gigasporaceae.